This is a messenger RNA of Scutellospora calospora, 417 nucleotides long. The record is from the annotation of a GenBank genome assembly. Lineage: Eukaryota; Fungi; Glomeromycota; Glomeromycetes; Diversisporales; Gigasporaceae.
AUGUUAUUCAUUACUAACGUUGCACAAAAGAUGUUAUCAACUCAUUUUAUAAAAAAUAACUUUUAUGUUGUUGCUGGGGCUGCUGGGGCUGCUGGUGCAGUCGAAGCGAUUGUGGCCGCUGGUGCAAUUGUUGACGCUGUUGGUGCCGUUGUAGGUGCAGUUGUUGCUGCUUCUGUUGCAGUUGCCGCUCCAGGUGCCGCUGCAGGUGCCGCUGCAGGUGCCGCUGCUGGUGCCGCUGCUGGCGCCGCUGCAGGUGCCGCUGCUGGUGCCGCUGCUGGCGCCGCUGCUGGUGCCGCUGCUGGCGCCGCUGCUGGUGCCGCUGCUGGUGCCGCUGCUGGUGCCGCUGCUGGCGCCGCUGCUGGUGCCGCUGCUGGUGCUGCCGCUGCUGGUGCCGCUGGUGCAAUCUCUCCUCCCUAG